Messenger RNA from Owenia fusiformis, 1165 nucleotides. The record is from the annotation of a GenBank genome assembly. NCBI's taxonomy places the organism in Eukaryota, Metazoa, Annelida, Polychaeta, Sabellida, Oweniidae.
UUCUACAUUCUAUGACUUGUGUUCACAUCAGAUAGACGACUCAUAGGAUGGAAGUCAUGAGAAUAUAAGCAGAAAUACAGGAGGAUUAAAGUGAACACACAAUUCAAUGGAUUCACAGAUUUAAGGCAGACAUUUUCUCAAAUGAACAACUCUGUAUACAUAAUAUGAAAGGGAGGUAAAGUGGACAUGAACUUAUAGAGACUAAGAUGGUCAAGGUCAAUGAGGCAGAAGUUACAAUUGUGCCAUUUGACCCAGAUAAACAUGAUUGGAAAGUGGUCCAAAAGGUGGCAUACUUGGGAAAUACUGAACCUGUCCAAGAUGCAUUAUUAUUACAACUGUUUAAUCUUCGUCUUAUGGUCCCUCUAUUGAUGUCCUCUCUUGCUGUUGGUAUCUCUACAUCAUUGUGGUAUCUAGGGAUACUUGCAUUUCUCUCCCAAUGUCUUGGAUUUUAUCUUUACAAUAUGGAGUAUGUUGUAAAGUAUCAACUAUUCUCAACAUAUGCUGACUAUAAUGAGAAAUUCACAAAGUUUUGGACAACAUCUCCAAAUUCAUUGUGGGUAAUGGAGUAUCAAGGGAACAUUAUUGGAACCAUUGGAUUAAAGUUAGAUGAUAAAUAUGAGUGGGAAAUUACCAGAGUUGGAGUUAAGAAGAACUAUAGAGGAAACAAACUGGCUAAAUUACUCUUAGGGACUGCUUUCAAUCAUUCCAAACAAAAUGGAUAUAAAACAAUAACUCUCAGUGUAUCUGAAGUAUAUGGACAUGUUGCAUGUAAAUUAUACACGAAAAUGGGCUUUAAAGUCUCUGAAAUAUUCUGUAUGCCAAUUCCACAUUUUCCAGUGUUACCAUUAGUACCACCAUCAAAAAUGGUCUCAAUGAAAAAGGAUAUCUGAUUUGGAUUUUUAAAUGAAUUGCCUUUGAUCUAAGAACAUACCAAGUUAUACAUAUUCUGAUUUUAUAUAUAUGUGGAUAGCCUAAGCAUUACGCAAUUAGAAAAAGACUACAGUCACACUAAUUUGACUUGAUUUUUGUUUUGGCCUAAUUAUAUAACUCCACUUGCGAAUGGCCCAGUUGUUUAUAAAUGUAGGAAGUUCUUGUUUUCUUUGGUCUCCUUUUUUCUUUGAAUGUAUACUUAAAUAAUGUAUACUUAAAUACAAAACUGUGAACU